Molecule: messenger RNA, 960 nt
Organism: Rhodotorula toruloides NP11
Lineage: Eukaryota; Fungi; Basidiomycota; Microbotryomycetes; Sporidiobolales; Sporidiobolaceae
Product: mitochondrial carrier protein
Exons: 8
Coding region: 1-960 (319 amino acids)
Biological process (GO): mitochondrial citrate transmembrane transport; alpha-ketoglutarate transport
Cellular component (GO): mitochondrion
Molecular function (GO): tricarboxylate secondary active transmembrane transporter activity
Source: RefSeq, a predicted model, not a curated record
AUGUCUCCGCAGCAGUCAAAUGGCUUGUCGCCCGUCAACCUCGCCAUCGGGGCCGGAGUGUCGGUCUUUGAGGUGACGACACUGGGUCAGCCGUUCGAGGUCCUCAAGACGCAUAUGGCCGCGAACCGCCACGACUCGUUGCGGGAAGCGAUCAGGAAGACGACAGCGAGGGGCGGGAUUCGCGGCUUCUACCAGGGCUUGAUUCCCUGGGCCUGGAUCGAAUCCUCAACCGCCGGCGGAAUCCUCCUCUUCACGUCCUCCUACGUCGAGUCGUUCACGAUGGGCCACGGCAUAAAGCCUGGUGCGGCAGGACUGCUGGGCGGAAUCAUUGGCGGCGCGGCACAGGCGUACUUGUCCAUGGGCGUCUGCACCCGCAUGAAGACCGCCGAGAUCACCCGCCAGAAAAUCGCCGCCGUCUCUUCCGUCCCGGGCCAGCCCGCACCGCAAGCGCCAUCGACGAUGGGAGUUUUCAUGGACAUGUGGCGCAAGGAGGGGAUCAGGGGAAUUAACAAGGGCGUCAACGCUGUCGCGCUCAGGCAGGCAACGAACUGGGGCAGCAGGAUCGGAGUCGCUCGUGCUGCAGAGCAAGCGAUCAAGGAGUUCAAGGGCAAGAAGAAGUCGGAUGCGCUGAGUCCCGGCGAGAAGGUCAUCGCGUCGGCAGUCGGCGGAGCACUCGGCUGCUGGAACCACCCAAUCGAGGUCAUCCGCGUCGAGAUGCAGUCUCUCGUCUCGCCCUCCGCCAAGUCCGCCGCGACCGCCUCCUCUACUGCCCGCCCGCAGAACCCGACGAUCCUCUCGACCGCCAAGUACAUCUACCAGGAGAGCGGCAUCCGCGGUCUCUUCAGGGGUGUCUCGCCGCGCAUCGCUCUUAGCGUUUGGAGGACCGUUUGCCUCGUCUCGCUCGGCGACCACGUCAAGGAGAUGGUCAAGAAGGACGUCGCUGCCAGCGUGCCCGAGUAA